This is a messenger RNA of Capsicum annuum, 3183 nucleotides long. RefSeq names its product pentatricopeptide repeat-containing protein At2g32630. Gene Ontology annotation, molecular function: protein binding. Bases 209 to 1684 code for a protein of 491 amino acids. Lineage: Eukaryota; Viridiplantae; Streptophyta; Magnoliopsida; Solanales; Solanaceae. The transcript is spliced from 2 exons. The record is from RefSeq and is a predicted model, not a curated record.
UUUCCCCUCUCGUCCUCCUGAAAAAUUCCAAAUUACACCUUUUUCCCUCGCCGGAAAUCUCUCAUCGUCGCCGGGAAAUGCCCGUCGCCUCUUUUCUCCGGCAACUUACAUUUAAGCUUUAAUGUAGCUUUGUAAGUUCUUUAUUAUAUAUAAAAAAAAGGCCUGUAUCGUAUGGUAUACUUAUUUGCCAUGAAAGGGCAAAAACGUUAUGAUUACUUGUUCGAAUUUUCUACGAAGAUGCAUAGUUGAGUAUAAAGUGAAAUUUACAGUUUAUUCAAUGACAUUAGUAAUUGAUGGACUAUGUAAACUGGGUGAAUUUUGUAAAGCAAAAAAAUUCAUGGAUGAAAAUAUCUCUAAGCCAAACGAUUUGACUUAUAAGAAAAUAUUAAAUAUAUACAUAAAUAAAAAACCAGAUUUUGUUAUUGUGAAGGAGAUUUUGAGGACAAUGGAGAAAGAAGGAUGGGGUUUCGACGUUAAAAGUUAUACUCAACUGAUUAAAUGGUAUUCGACUUUUGGUGAAAUUGAGGAGAUGAAAAGUUUAUUUAUGGAAAUUGAAGAGAAGGGAAUUAAGCCAGAUGUUUAUUUAUAUACGUGUAUGGUCAGUGGAUAUUGUAAAAUGGGUGAUUUAGUUAAGGCAUGUAAGGUGUUCGAUGAAAUGUCUGAGAGAGGACUUGUUCCUGAUGGGUAUAUAUAUGGUGCUUUGAUUAAUGGGUUGUGUAAGAGUGGACUGAUGGAAGCAGCGGAAGUUCGGUUUAAUGAGAUGCGAAGUAAGGGGGUUUGGGUUAAUCGAUGUGUGUUUAACGCGAUGAUGGAUGGUUAUUGUAAGCUGGGUAAUGUGGAGGAAGCGUUAAGGGUGCAGAGAGUUAUGGAGAGAGAAGGAUAUGAGCCUGAUGCAAAUGUUUAUAAUAUUAUUGCUACAGGUUUACGUAAGUUAGAUAAGCAUGAUAAGGCGAAGAGGUUGUUGUUGUUGAUGCUGGAUCGAGGUGUAGUUCCGAAUGCAUUGGCUUAUACGACUUUGAUCGAUAUUUAUUGCAAGCAGGGGGAUUUUGUUGAAGCAAAGGUGAUAUUUAGUGAGAUGGAAAGUAAAGGAAUUAAGCCUAACACAGGAACGUACAAUGCCCUUAUAGAUGGUUAUUUCAAGCAUGGAAAUUUUAUUGACGCGAAAAGGGCGCUUAGAGAGAUGGAAACUAAAGGAGUUAAGCCUAACACGAAAACAUACACUGUGUUGAUAGAUGGUUAUUGCAAGCAAGGAGAUUUUGUUAAAGCUAAAAGGACACUUAUUGAGAUGGAAAGUAACGGUGUUAAGCCUAACACCAAUACAUACACUGUGUUGAUAGAUAGUUAUUGCAAGAAAGGUAUGAUGAAUGAAGCUUAUAAGCUUAUAAUGAUCAUGGAAUCUAAGGACUUGAAACCUAACGUCUAUACAUACACCUCUCUUGUACACGGGGAAUGCAAAUUAGGAAAGGUAGAUAAUGCUCUCAAGCUUUUUAACGUGAUGUCUACAAAGGGUUUAGUUCCGAAUGUUGUGACUUACACAGCGGUGAUUUCUGGCUUAUCACAAGAAGGCAGAUUAGAUGAAGCCCUCAGAUUAUACAAUCAGAUGAUAGAGGCAGGCGUAAUACCCGAUGCUGCUGCAUACUCUGCACUUAGUUUUUUGGUGGAACAACUGGAGCGGCAAAGGUGACCUAGCUAAUGAUUACCCCUGAAACAAAGAAGAGUACAAAGACUAGUAAGACAUUUCAUUACCAAUAGAACAUGGGACAAUGCAAAGAUGCAGAACAUCCCAUCAGAUAGCACAAGUUCAGCAUAUCAAGACCAUUGGAGUUGGUAAGCAUGGCACUCGAUACAAGGUCUUCUGGGACCUCAAACAAGAUGGGAAAUAUUCCAACAAAUCAACUUGGAAACUGAUUAGAGAAAGGAAACCAACAGACCACAAUAUUGCUCAGGUAUGGAACUCCAACAUUCCUUUUACGAUCUCAUUUUUUGUUUGGAAAUUGUGGCACGGCAAACUUCCCUUUGACGAAGUCAUAAGCAGAUUUCAUAUUCUGAAGGAUACUCUAUGCGUCUGCACGGCAAACUUCUAAAAGAAAAUCAAUGCGACAUGUUUUUCUUCAUGGAGAUUCAGCGCAAUAUGUAUGGAAUCACUUUAGAGGGCCACUGGGAAUCAGAAUUCAGACACACCAUCAGGCACACAAUUUACAACCGGUGCAAUCAAAACUCAAAUAAUUCCAUCCACAAGCUAGUUCUUCAAACUAUGCCAGGUCUUAUCUAUUGGGAGAUUUGGAAACAAAGGUGCGAGUGUAAUCAUGGAGGCAAAAUGAAUUUCAACAGAUAUAUGAUUAUCCAACACAUUGGCUGGAACAUUCAGAAUACAAUUACUAAAGCUUAUGCAGAAGUUGGUUUGACAUUACCGUGGAUCACUCUUUAAGAAAAACUUGUGAAGCUGAAACCUGUUCCAAACCUUUGUAUUGUAUGCUGGAAUUUCUAUGAAAAUGGUGUCCUUAAAAUUAAUAAUGACGGAAGCUGCUACCCAGCUAGUGGAAAAUCUGGUAUGGGGGGAUUUUUGAGGGAUGAUAAAGGCAAUCUCAUCUUGGCUUUCUCCUCACUGUCAAGUUGCUGCAGCAGCACACAAGCAGAAGCUAGCACUGCCAGUUAUGGACUAAGCCUUUGCCUUUUGUAAAAUCUGAAGAACUUCACUAUAGAUACUCUCUUUAGUCCUAUUUCAGAUGAUUGUGAACAACCGGCAAUCCAACUACAAGCUGAAUCUCAUUAUUGAGGUGAUACAUCAAAGAAUGAAACAAGAUAAUAUUCAGAAGACAGGAGAUAUAUAGCCCAUGACAUCUGCAAGUAUUCAGAUGACAUUAGAAUAUUCAGAGUGCAAUUGCUCAAGCUUAUCUAAAAGUUGUUCGACAUUACCUUGGAUCUCUCUUUGUGGAAAACUUGUGAAGCUGAAACCUGUCCCAAACCUCUCUAUUAUCGAAAAGUUCGUUCGAUAUUUGAAGUACUUGACAAAUCAGGAUAUAGCUUACGUACUAGAUUAUGUAGGCUACAUUGCACUAGGAUGAUCCCUCUAUCUAUUGAUACAUAACUCCACGGAUUGAUUACACGAAUGCAUAAACUAGGGGUUACUGUAAAGUUUAGCACUCUGUUUCAUCUGUCAAAUAUUGAAGCACCAGAUAACUA